This is a messenger RNA of Sporothrix schenckii 1099-18, 1086 nucleotides long. Its product is annotated as pre-mRNA-splicing factor RBM22/SLT11. NCBI's taxonomy places the organism in Eukaryota, Fungi, Ascomycota, Sordariomycetes, Ophiostomatales, Ophiostomataceae. Gene Ontology annotation, molecular function: U6 snRNA binding; pre-mRNA binding. The record is from RefSeq and is a predicted model, not a curated record. The coding region runs from base 1 to 1086 and encodes 361 amino acids. The transcript has a single exon. Gene Ontology annotation, cellular component: U2-type catalytic step 1 spliceosome; Prp19 complex; U2-type catalytic step 2 spliceosome.
AUGCCGCCAGCGCAGAUCAAAUCCGACAUCAAUCGAUCAGGAUGGGAGGCCACGGACUUCCCAUCGGUUUGUGAAAACUGCCUCCCCGAAAACCCUUACGUUCGAAUGCUCAAAGAAGACUACGGUGCCGAGUGUAAGCUUUGCACACGACCAUUUACAGUCUUCAGCUGGCCAGCUAGCCGUGCCCACGGACGGAAGAAGCGCACCACGAUCUGCUUGACUUGUGCGCGAUUAAAAAACUGCUGCCAAUCAUGCACCCUUGACCUUUCGUUUGGCCUUCCGAUAGCCGUGCGUGAUGCCGCCUUAAAAAUGGUUGCCCCUGGGCCUUCUUCGGAAAUCAACAGAGAAUACUUUGCGCAGAACAAUGGCGAGGCUAUUGAGAAAGGUCUUCUUGGGACAGAAGAGUACGAACAGACAGACGACAAGGCCAGAGAGCUACUUCAGCGUCUUGCGCAGAGUAAGCCCUACUUUCGGAAAGGUCGGCAAGUCGAUGAGGGCGGCAAACCACUGUCCCACACGACGCACGGCGCGCAGAAGCGACUUGGCGCCCCUGGGGGUGGCUCUCUGUCGGCUCCGUCGGCAACGGGAGGCGAUGUGGCCACUGGUGCAGGCGCUGGUGGACCUCGUCCAAUCCGGACCCGGGACUCAAGAGCGGCGCAGGCAGCGGGGGCAGGUCCUGGACGUUCAGCUACCGGUUCCCGAAAGGGACCAGCAUCACUACCUCCACCAGGUCCCAAGGACUGGCUGCCACCAGCCGAUGAAAGCAUUAUGUCCCUUUUUGUGACUGGUGUUGAGGAUGAUCUGCCUGAAUAUAAGAUCCGGGACCAUUUUAAAGUACAUGGCAAAAUUCGGUCUCUUAUCUGCUCGCACAUGUCGCAUUGCGCAUUCAUCAAUUACGACAGCAGGGAAGCGGCCGAGAAAGCAUCUGCAGCAUGCCGGGGGCGCACAGUGAUUGCGGGCUGUCCCUUGAGAGUACGGUGGGGUCAGUCUCGCCCAGUUGGACUGAUGAACCGCGAAGAGCGGGUAGAAAUGAUCCGAGACGGCCGCUCCGCAUUCCCGGAGCUUCACAGGAAGCAAAGCGGGUAG